This is a messenger RNA of Miscanthus lutarioriparius, 2166 nucleotides long. NCBI's taxonomy places the organism in Eukaryota, Viridiplantae, Streptophyta, Magnoliopsida, Poales, Poaceae. The record is from the annotation of a GenBank genome assembly.
AUGGUGUCUGUGUCUCAGGCGUUCGAGCCGAGCUGGGACCUCAAGGUGUUGCUCACGAACCUUCUUCGGCAGGUCGUGAAGCCCGAAACAGCUGACGACAGGGGCAUCAAGGAAGAGGCUGCCCUGGGUGCAAUCGACGACCUGGAUGACAACGGGCUAGCCAAAAGACUCGAGGAGCUUCUCGUGGACAAAAGGUACCUCAUAGUGAUUGAUGAUGUUUGGAGUGUGCGAGCAUGGGAGGCAAUCCAAUCCAAGCUACCAGAGAACAACAAGGGCAGUAGAAUCAUCUUGACCACUCGGAUAGAAACAGUGGCCAAUGCAUGCAGUCCUGCUAGUUUUAGUGGCCAUUGCAUUCAUAAAAUGGAACCCCUUAAGCCUGAAGAUUCCAAGAAGUUGUUCGAGUUUGAAGAUGUAAUGAGCGACAUGUUUGGCUCCCUGGAUGUCGCUUACCCCAAGGAGUUUGAAGAUGUAAUGAGCGACAUCUUGAAAAAAUGCGGUGGGCUGCCAUUGGCCAUUAUCAGCAUUGCUAGUGUUUUGGAAGGGUACAAAUCACCAGGAGGCAAAGAUAAGUGGGAUAGAGUCUGCAAAUCACUUGGUUCUCAAAUGGAUAUCCACCCUACCCUUGAGGGGAUGAAGCAUAACUAUGUGAUCAGAAAGAGCCGACUAUUGAAUAGAUGGAUGGCUGAAGGAUUGGUUCAUCAAAAGCGGGGGUUGACUAUGUGGGAGGUUGCAGAGUCUUACUUGGACGAACUCUUGAGUAGGAACAUGAUUGAAGAAGCAGGCCAUUUGGCUGGUUAUGCUGGGGCGGAGCAAACAUACAGGGUGCAUGACAUGCUUCUUGAGGUCAUGGUGUCCAAGUCCUUGGAAGCUAACUUUCUUAGCCUACAUGGAGGGCAGUAUAAGGGGAUGUUGUAUGACAAGAUCCGUCGCCUCUCCAUCCAUGCUGAUGUAGAAAGUGUAGAUUCUGUAGCAAUGAGAAAUGUUGAAGGCCGCCGAGGUGAGGAUAAUUUGAACAUACAAAAUGUUCGAUCACUGAGCAUGUUCCAGCUCCAUGGGCAACACAAGCUCCUAAAAACGCUAGGCAACUUCGUCCUCUUGCGGGUGCUUGACCUAGAAGACUGUGAGGGAGUAACAAACAAGCAUGUAAGGUACGCCUGCAAUCUAUACCUACUUAGGUUCCUAAGCUUGAGGGCCACAAACAUAAGCAAGGUGCCUAGGCAGAUCGGGAAUCUAGAGCAUUUACAGAUGCUUGAUCUAGCUUACACGCUUCUUACUGAGCUGCCAGAAACAAUCACAAAGCUGGAGAAACUCGAGGACAUACGGUUCUGCAACAAGGAUAAUCUUUGGGUUACUAUGUGGACUAUGCCCCGAGGAAUCAACAAAAUGAAGGCUCUACAUGUGCUGCGUGGGGUAUCUCUUGGGAAUGACUCUAAAGUUGCCCAAGAGGUAGGUGAACUUGAGGAACUAGAAGAGUUAACAAUAUUCAUCGACAUCAACAAGGCCAUUGAUGAGGAGGUUCUCAACGAACUUGCUCUGUCCAUAAGUAAGAUGCACUCCCUCCGAUGGCUCACUAUAGGACAACUUGGAAGGAGUGAUGAUGGUGGUGUCAAGAUACUGAACUUUCUCCAUCACCUACCAACACCACCACGACUCCUCCAAACCCUUUGCAUCAGAGGUGACAUUGCCAAUGGAUUGCCCAGCUGGAUCGGGUCACUCACACAUCUUGUUAGUUUUAUUGUGCUAUUUACAACCCUCACUGAUGAUAAGCUCUUUGGCGUCCUGUGUACGCUACCCAACCUGAAGACAUUGUUCGUGGUUUGGGACUGCUACAGCGGGGAUGAGCUGGUUGCACGCACCAUCCACAAAUUUCCGGUGCUUAGGGACCUGAUACUUGGAGGUUAUCUACCCAAAGUUAUCCGGUUUGAGGAAGGAUCCAUGGCAAUGCUUGAGAUGCUUUACCUUCGCUUUGGCUCCAGGUCCAGACACGUGGCGGAGAGGAGCAUCGUUGGCAUUGAACACUUGACCAACCUGAAAAAGUUUACGUUCCACUGUCAAGGUGACUAUCAUGCACUAGUAGACACAGUACUUGAGCAGAUGAAGACUGAGAAUGAUAGGCGCUCGAGGUCCAACUCCAACCAAUUCCAAAUUGCAGUAAAAUAUUGGUGA